GUUGAAACAAUGCCAAAAAUGCAUCCAUUACACACACAUUUCGCGGGGAAAAACAUUUUUCUCUUCUGUCUCGACUCCUAAAGUUAUUAUUCGCCAAUGCUCUGAUGCCGAUAUGUUUUUAAUGUUAUCAUGAAUUCAGCCCACGUUAUGAACUGUUUUAGGAAAAUGGGGUGUGAUAUUUCGAAAUGUGUUAGGAAACAACACGACGGCGUUUAUAAAACAUGGGCUGUUUUGGGAGCAAGGACAAAUUGUCCAAGGAGGAUAUGGACUUUCUUAAAAGUCAUACGAGAUAUGAUGAAACCACCAUAAAAGAAUGGUAUAAGGGCUUUAAGCAAGAUUGUCCAAAUGGCCGUUUAACUCCCGGUAAAUUUGUUGAUAUGUAUAAAAUGUUUUUCCCAAGUGGUAAUGCAGAAGAAUUUUGUGAUCAUGUAUUUCGUACAUUUGAUAUGGAUAAAAAUGGUUAUAUUGAUUUUAAGGAAUUCUUACUGGCCAUUGAUGUAACAUCAAGUGGUACACCCGAAGAGAAAUUAAAAUGGGCAUUCCGUAUGUACGAUGUAGAUGGUAAUGGCGUUAUAGAUAUUCAAGAAAUGACAAAAAUUGUGCAGGCAAUUUAUGAUAUGUUGGGCGCAUGCUCAUCAAAUCGACCAGCCGAUUCAGCUGAGGAGCGUGCAAAAAAUAUAUUUGCAAAAAUGGAUGAAAAUAAUGAUGGCCAAUUAACACAAGAUGAAUUCUUAAAAGGUUGUUUACAGGAUGAAGAAUUAUCAAAAAUGUUGGCACCUUAAUUACAAUAAGCAUUAAAUAAUUAAUUAAAAUAUUUUACUAACGUCCUAAAUGCAAAAAACAAAAAUAUAUGAAUAAAUUUUGAGUAAAAAUCACUGAAAACAAAACUACUCACGAGAGAAUACUCAAAUUUUAUUAAAUUUCAAAAUUGAAAUA
Chrysoperla carnea is the source of this 936-nucleotide messenger RNA. RefSeq names its product neuronal calcium sensor 2. The transcript has 8 exons. The record is from RefSeq and is a predicted model, not a curated record. NCBI's taxonomy places the organism in Eukaryota, Metazoa, Arthropoda, Insecta, Neuroptera, Chrysopidae. The coding region runs from base 222 to 782 and encodes 186 amino acids. Gene Ontology annotation, molecular function: calcium ion binding.